CCUGGUCACCAUGGCGGGCCUGGCGGUCCCCGUGUGGCUGGCCGAGGACGACCUGGGCUGCAUCAUCUGCCAAGGGCUGCUGGACUGGCCCGCCACGCUGCCCUGCGGCCACACCUUCUGCCGCGACUGCCUCAAGGACCUGUGGGGCGCGCGGGGCGCCAGGCGCCCCUGGGCCUGCCCCACCUGCCGCGAGGGCGCGGGGCAGCAGCCGCAGCUGCGGAAGAACACGCUGCUGCAGGAGCUGGCGGACAAGUACCGCCGGGCGGCGCGCGAGCUGGGGGAGGACCCCGCCCCGGGCCCCUCCCGGGCCCCCGCCCCGGGCCCCAGGCCCCCGCCCCACCCAGCACGGCGGCAGGCGGCAGUACAGAAGAGCAUCCCAGAAGUUGGUCAGAAGCUGACAGAGCUGGUGGAACAGCUCGUAGACAUUGUCAGGAGCCUUCAGAAUCAGAGACGCUACACAGAAUCUGGACCAGACAACGAACUAGGCAUCCUGGGCACGACUUUUUCUUCUGGGGUGAACCUCUCCUUGGCUUCUCCAAGGCUAGUGACUUCCAACACAUCUGAGGGAAAAAUGAGAGAUGUUCUCCAUGAUCUAGAAGAAAUUCAGGAAAAAUUACGAGAAAACCUCACGUGGAAAGAGGCUUCUGAAGAACAAAUACAGGUGGAACUCCCAGAAGCUCCGUCUUCCUCCUCAUGCCCACUGCCUAACCAGAGCCUCCCUGCACCCAAGAGAGCCUCUCGGUUUGCUCCAUGGGCCAUCAAUCCAACCUUUGACCUGCAGACCCUCUCCUGUAGCCUGGAGGUGUCCAAGGAUUGCCAGAUAGUGACUGUGUCUCACCACCCACAAUCCUAUCCCCGGAGCUGUGAAAGGUUUUCAACCAGCCAGGUCUUAUGUUCCCAGGCCUUCUCUUCUGGGCAGCAGUACUGGGAAGUGGACACCAGGCAUUGCAGCCACUGGGCCGUUGGAGUGGCUUCCUGGGGGAUGAGCCGUGACCGGAUCCUGGGAAGGACUAUAGACUCUUGCUGUGUAGAGUGGAAGGGGACUAACCAGCUCUCUGCAUGGCACAUGGUCAAGGAAACUGUCCUUGGCUCAGACAGACCUGGGGUGGUGGGCAUCUGGCUGGACCUUGAGGAGGGGAAGCUUGCCUUCUAUUCAGUAGCCAAUCAGGAGAAACUUCUGUAUGAGUGCCCGGUCUCUGCCUCCGCUCCUCUGCACCCUGCCUUCUGGCUGUACGGCUUACAUCCUGGAAAUUCCCUGAUCCUAAAGCAAGUAAGGGAGUAAGGGUUCCUCAGGGGUUA
Molecule: messenger RNA, 1299 nt
Organism: Lemur catta (Ring-tailed lemur)
Lineage: Eukaryota; Metazoa; Chordata; Mammalia; Primates; Lemuridae
Gene: RNF135
Product: ring finger protein 135
Exons: 5
Coding region: 11-1282 (423 amino acids)
Biological process (GO): regulation of innate immune response
Cellular component (GO): cytoplasm
Molecular function (GO): ribonucleoprotein complex binding; protein binding; ubiquitin-protein transferase activity
Source: RefSeq, a predicted model, not a curated record